UCAGCUGAUUGCAAAAUGAAAAUAUACAACUUGGCAAGAAGAGUACCUACACUUUAAAAAAGAAAAAAAGAAUAUAAUUAUUAUUGAAAAUUUCUAAUUAGCCUUCAGUACUUAAUAAUAUACCUACUUUUUAAUAACCUAGCUGUAAAUUUUCCGAGAAGAAUAAAAAUAAAAUAAUAAUAUUUACUUUACUCUGUAACGAACUACAAACUGCUUUCAGACAUCCUACAAAUUGAGCAUUAAUGCCCCAUAGCGGAUAUUAACGUACUUAAUCCAAUUUUAAAAACAGAAGAUGACUGCACCUUAUGAAAAUACAAAUAGAUAAAAUUUGAUUGAUAUUUCUCAAGAAACAACCAAAAUGUAUUGCAGCAGUCUAUUAAAGCAUAGGAAGUGCAUAAACAUGUCAUUGCUAAGAUAUUUCAUGAGUUCGCGCCCAGUUGUAUCAGAAGUAUUAACUGCUUACUUAAAACAAUGCAAUGAACCACCAUGGACAUCCUACUUUGUUAAGUAUAAAAGUGUCUGUAACGACCAAUUUGGUAUGUCAAACUUUAACUGGAAAGUAGGUAGUUCUAAUUAUCAAAUCCUGAGGACUGGUUGUUUUCCAUACAUUAAGUAUCACUGCUCCAAGAAGGAAGAAGAAGACUUGUCAAGUUCUGACAGAUUCAUGAGAUUUAUAAAAGUUGCUAAUCUUGGCAUACCAUGUCUACUUUAUGGUUUAGCAGCAACACAACUAAUAAGACAUCAAGAAAUAGUGCAAACUAGUAAAGGACCAGUUACAAUAUAUUUCUUAUUACCAGAGCAUAAAGGCUCUAUACAUUGACCAGAAAUGAACAGUGGCGGAAUUUCUUCCUAUUUAAUACAGACAUUUUUAUAUUUUAUUAGAUAACUAAGCAAAAGUCUAGUCAUGAGUUGUAAUAUUUAAAUGUUGUUAUGUAUUAAAUGUUUACAAUAUUGUUA
Messenger RNA from Leptidea sinapis, 957 nucleotides. RefSeq lists its product as uncharacterized. NCBI's taxonomy places the organism in Eukaryota, Metazoa, Arthropoda, Insecta, Lepidoptera, Pieridae. The record is from RefSeq and is a predicted model, not a curated record. The transcript is spliced from 3 exons. Bases 359 to 820 code for a protein of 153 amino acids.